Molecule: messenger RNA, 3506 nt
Organism: Dermacentor andersoni
Lineage: Eukaryota; Metazoa; Arthropoda; Arachnida; Ixodida; Ixodidae
Product: acetylcholinesterase-1-like
Biological process (GO): choline metabolic process; acetylcholine catabolic process
Cellular component (GO): plasma membrane
Molecular function (GO): acetylcholinesterase activity
Source: RefSeq, a predicted model, not a curated record
AUGUGGCACAUUUCGACGGCGCAAUUUGUGAGGAGUAGCAUUCACAAGCUUAUUGUUCUUGUGGUUGCAGUCGAGUGUGUUUGUUUCGCGUUGCUGUCAAAGACCACGGCGCACAAUGCCGCUCCUGUAGUUCGUAUAGGUUCCGGCCUCGUGUCGGGUCUGCAAUUCGAGCUCGGAGGCAAAAUUCUGGACGCCUAUAUUGGGAUACCGUAUGCUCAGCCACCCGUCGGAGAGCUCCGAUUUAAAAAGCCUAGACCAGUCUCACCGUGGGAUGGCAUCUACAACGCGACAACGAAGCCAACGCCUUGUCAUCAGGUGCCAGUUCCCUUACUUGGACUGACCAAGUUGAACUACACAAAGGCAUCUGAAGACUGCCUGUACGUUAACGUGUGGAAGCCAUCGCAGCCUGGUUGUCGGGAGCAGCGAAACUGCACGAAUGAACUUCUUCCAGUUCUCGUGUAUUUUCACGGAGGCGCCUUUCAGUGGGGUGACUCGGCGCUGCUAGUCUACGAUCCGGCGAACUUCGUGGCGCUGACAGAAAUCGUGUUCGUGACGUUCAAUUACCGCCUGGGAAUCUUCGGAUUCUUAUCCCUCGAGACGUCGGAUAUGCCGAGUAACGUGGGCCUCUGGGACCAGCACAUGGUACUCGAGUGGGUGCGUGAGAACAUUGCAAGCUUCGGAGGUGAUCCCCGACAAGUGACCAUCGGCGGACAGAGUGCGGGGGCGACGUCGGUGGCUCUGCACGCCGCGUCUCCGCGAAGCAAGGGACUUUUCAAGAGAAUAAUUACACAGAGUGGCUCCCCGCUUUCCAUGGUGCUGAACAUUUUCUUCAGGGGUGAAGGGAAAUUUAUAAACACCGCCGUCUUGCUGGGUUGCUAUGACGUUAAGAUGACCUUUAGCGAGCAGCGUAAACAGGUCAUCAGCUGUCUUCGUAAACUCGAUGCAAGCUUUAUUAUGCGAAAAGUCGAAAAACUCAACUUCUUGCAGCAAAUUUUUUCGCCCUUCGAUAAGGACGAAUUCCUUCCCUUUUCUGUCUUGUCUCCAGAACCGUGGAAACAACUGCACGUUGAAGACGUGCUACUGGGAACCACCACUGACGAAGGAACAAUGUUUUUUAGCUUCCUCUCCGACUCAUUUCCUCAGGCUUCCGAAGUAUUGGCUACGCAGUACAGAACUGUUGUAACAGUCGUCAUAUCUCAGGCUAUGAACAUUCCUGUGUCGACGGCAAAGGAACUAGUGCUUGCUUAUUUCGGAGGACAUGAAGUCGAGCACAGCUACAACGAAGUACGCGACAUCAUCUGCGAAAUUUUCGCUGAUGCUGUUUUUAACUGCCCUACUCAGCUGUUUGCUGACAGCGCGGCUGAGCAGGGAAUACGGACGCACCGUUACUUGUUCGCUUACAAGUCGACGCACAGCUUUUUCCCAAAAUGGAUGGGUGUGGCACACACCGAAGACCUCUUUUAUACUAUGGGAUCGCUACCGUUCCUAAGAGACAAAAGCCGUUACACCGAUGUUCUUGGCUCAUUGGGAAAGAAAUACUUGGCCACCCAGGACUACACAAGCGAGGAAGAGCAGUUUAUGAAGGAUGUCGUCAGUGCUUGGGGCGCCUUUGUACGAACUGGGAAACCGACGAUUCCACGGGCCGGCGUGAUCUGGCCCCUAUACGGGGUCGACAAGCGUCAGAUGCUUGUUCUUAGGCCAGAAAACUUCACCAUCGUCAACGACAUGAAAACAGACCGCUGUGCCAUUUGGAGGCCAAUUUUCUACAGGAAGGAUGCCCAGGAGGUUCCAGUGACAAGUUCGACCACAGCAAAGACAAAGAAGCACGGUAGUCCACCGUUAUGGAAGACAAAGUAUACUGACCGAAAACCAGAAAAUGGCGGAUCGACGUACGACCAAAACUUAUGCGGAGUGUUUCUCGUGGUGCUGUCGACACUAGCAGCCCUUCCACUGUCGCAAUCAUACACGAGUACAUUUUAAUCAAUCCUAGCCUUGGCACUUCAAAAUGAAAAAGCGUGUAAAGGCUGUAGUAUAAUUUCUAAUAGUAGAGAGCUUUAGAAUAGCGGGAACGUCUACCUUUAACUUUUUCAUUACAGCUAAAAAUGCGCUGAUUUUCGGCCAUUUCAUCGUUCAGUUUAGUGCAGAUUUUUUGCCCACUUUUUUUAUGGUGCUGCACAGUAGUGUGGAGUGUUUCAUAAUAUUGUACAGUAAUAAAUCAGGGCACUUGGACAGGCGGCGUUUAGAGUGUAAGUAAUUAGAAAGCUAGUCAAGCUACGGUCGAAAGUCGGCCUGGAAUCGACUGCUAGCUGUUACGUGAGUGAAAAGCCCAUACGACGGGGAGGAUUUCUCGUAAUAAUUUUGCAUACGCUGCCGAAGCGCUGAUGAAUAAAGCAGCCCACAGUGGGGAAAAUAAAGUUGCACUUGAUAUUAGCGGUACAUAUUUAUCGAAAUAAUAGCACUCAUGAGUGUCUACCGUUGUUUGAGACAUAGUUAACGCAGCCUAUCUGCCGGCAUAAAAAAUUGACAACUCUAGAGAAGCUCCUGUGUCUGCACUGCUGCAGUGAUUUACAGAUUAUGUUGCCGAGUCGACGGAAGCGUAAAAUAUUGUGUAUUUAUAUUGAAGAAGUGCUAGGAGCAGUGGAGGCUAGAUUCGACGAAAUCUGUCGUGGAAGUUUCAUUUUUCCAGACUUAAUUCUUCCAGAUUAUGAUCUGCUCAAAAUUGCCAAAUCUGGAAAAUAUAGCUAAAAUUCAGUCGUCAUUUCAAACGGUGCAUGAUGUUGCUAGUAGAACAAUUUCAAAGUAAACGUUUAACAAAACGUAGAAAAACUCGAUGAAAUUGAUUCAUUUUUAUAGGCCCGAUUUCAACAAGGCUAAAUUUGCUCAUCUACGCAGCGCUUGGACUGCAGCGCGUCCUCGUGGCUUUUGGUUAUUUAGCCGAAUUUAUUACGGACAAUGCUAUCGGCAAAUGCGCUUUUGCAAACCCAUUCUUAAGUGAGGUAGGGGCUAGAGCAAAAUGCGCCCGCCACAGUGCAUGGAUUCCUGAUGCAAAUUUGUUGCAUAUUACAUAGAAGACCUAAACGUGAACCAAGUAACAGUCAGAGUGUCCAGAUCCCGUUCUUUAGUCGGUGUCCUCGAAGAGAAAUAUGGCCUAAUGUUUAAUGACGAAGCAGACAAUAAAUGCAACUGUUAGUGCCACUAUUCCUUACAAAACGUUCCUAAAUCUAUACCUCAGCGUGCGCUCGGACUUGAUACAUACGUGUCACCAUCUUCUAGAGCGCUAUUGUGAAUGGUUAAAUCGGUAGUACUAACGACGUAGCUAAGCUAUUUAGUGCUUAAUGCAGGUUCAGUUUGACCGCCAAUUCCAGCAGGCACGGAUCAAACCUUCGACCAAGGUCAAACAGCUUGACCAGUCAUACAUAUGCUGAGGAACAAUGCGAACACUCUGUGUCAUUGUGUACGUUACACAAAGUAUCCCUUGACGUCGGAUAAAACUUGUUCUUUCCAUA